Messenger RNA from Haemonchus placei, 1395 nucleotides. Lineage: Eukaryota; Metazoa; Nematoda; Chromadorea; Rhabditida; Trichostrongylidae. The record is from the annotation of a GenBank genome assembly.
GAUGUUUGUCACCCUUUAGGUUUAAUGUUUAUCCAGGAGCGAUGUCGUCCUCUGGUGUUAUCUGAUGAACAGUUACGCGAGAUUAUGGUUGCCUUGGAGAGGAGCAUGGAGGAAGGAUUGGCGAAAGAAACAGCAAAGACAGCCGCUGUGAAAAUGCUUCCGUCGUAUGUUCGAGCAGUGCCUAACGGAAAGGAAUGUGGAGACUUUAUGGCGCUGGACCUUGGCGGGACUAAUUUUCGUGUGCUACUAAUCCGAUUAAGCGGCCGAGAAGCGGAAAUGACUGGCAAGAUUUUCCGAGUACCCGAAAGUAUCAUGCGUGGAACGGGAGAAGCCCUUUUCGAUCAUAUCGCUGAAUGUAUGGCGAAGUUCAUGGUCGAACAAGGUGUGAGCACCUCUCAGAAGCUACCCCUUGGCUUUACCUUCUCAUUCCCGUGCAAGCAAGAAGGUUUAACAUGUGCAAAACUCAUAAAUUGGACGAAAGGCUUCAACGCGAGCGAUGUCGAAGGCUCUGACGUCGUAACGUUGUUAAGAGAAGCCUGUAAAAGACGAAAUGACAUCGACAUCGACGUGGUUGCUGUUCUGAACGAUACCGUCGGCACACUUAUGGCAUGCGCUUUUAAGGAAAACAGUUGUCAGAUUGGUGUCAUCGUGGGAACUGGAACAAACGCUUGCUACAUGGAGAAACUGUGUCGCAUUGGAAAACUGGAAGGAGAAAUGCCUGAAGACAACCUGCCCGAUGAGAUGAUUAUCAAUACAGAAUGGGGCGCCUUUGGCGACGAUGGAGCACUGGAUAGUGUACUAACAGAAUUCGAUGCUCAAGUCGACUCGCUGAGUAUCAAUCCCGGCAAACAACUGUUUGAAAAAAUGAUCUCGGGAAUGUAUAUGGGGGAGCUAGUGAGAGUAGUGCUGGCUUCACUAGCAGCGGAUGGUCUGCUAUUCAAUGGCGAAUACGAAGCCAUAUCCCGCCACGGAUGUUUCCCGACAAAAUUCGUUUCUGAGAUUGAGAGUGAUCUACUCGAAGGAGAGGAUGCAACAUUCCAAAAAACCUUCCAAAUAUUAGAAGACAUUGGGAUUGAGCGUGUGUCAAGUGCUGACUGUGCCAACGUAGCCUAUACUUGCAGCCUUAUUAGCACCAGAGCCGCUUAUCUAACCGCUGCUGCAAUUGCUACACUACUCAAUCGUAUGAAGAGACCCUACGUCACCGUAGGUGUAGAUGGAUCUGUGUAUCGCUUCCAUCCAACGUUUCCCCGUCUCCUAGACGAAAAGAUCGACCAGUUGAUAGACGGUGACUUAGAGUACCAGUUGAUGCUAUCAGAAGACGGAAGUGGACGAGGUGCGGCGUUGGUAGCUGCCGUCGCUACUCGCAUAAAACGGGAACGGCUCGGCCACGCUUGA